CGCUGACGUCAGCGGGCGGCGCGCGGCCCGCACUGCGGCAGCCGGUCCGCUCUCAGAGCCGGAGAGGCUGGCGGCUAGGCUGGCUACGCGGGUGCCUGGCUCCCGCCCCGCUCGGCGCGAGGAGCCGCUUCGCGCAGUCCCGGCGUCGGGUCGGGCGGGACUGACUGUCGGCCGCUGUGGGCUACGUUCUCCGGUGUCAACUUGGUGCUGAAUCUCGAACCUGUGAAAUGCCUUCUUAAUUACAUCCGAGAAAAGGUGAUCAAUGUGUUACGUUUAUAAGGGUCAUUUCGGAUCCUGAUUGAGUCAUUGCUUUGCAUUACAGCUGGAUGCUCUCCAUAAAACUGAGAUAUGCCCACUGUGGAGAGUGAAGCCAAAGUAAAAACCAAAGUUCGCUUUGAGGAAUUGCUUAAGACCCACCAUGAGCUCAUUCACGAAAGAAAAAAACUGAAGAAAAAAAUUGGCAAAUCUGGAGAUAAAAUUGCACUUGACACUGUUAGAAGCAAUCUUCCGAAAAGUAAAGAAACUAAAAGUGAUGAUGUAAGUGCUACGAACACUAAUAACCCAGUCCCUAAAAGCAAACUAAGGAAUCCCCAGUCAACACCUGAAAAUACAGAUGAUGUUAGUGUAAAGGAAGACAAGCAAGGAAAGGCAAGUAAAAAGGUUAUGAAAACAGUACUCCAGAUGACUGCACAAGGAAUGGAACUGGAAACUCCUGUGAGGAAGGUGGAUUCCACACAUCAGAAAGCACGAACCAGGUCACAGCCAGGUGUUGCUCAUCAGAAGAGCGAGAAGGCAGAUGAAGAAAGAGAAAAUAAUAAUUUAGAUGAGGAAGAAGAACUGAUGCAAGCAUACCAACUCCAAGUAGCUGAAGAAAUGGCAAAGGAGAUUAAGAAGAAAAUAAGAAAGAAACUCAAAGAACAGUUGACUUACUUUCCCUCAGAUACUUCAUUGCAUGAUGGCAAAUUGAGCAGUGAGAAAAAAAUAAAGAAAAAAAAGAAAGUUCCAAUCUCGUCUAAAGCUGAAACAAGUACACUGACCAUCUCCGAUGACACAGUUGAAAGUGAACAAAAGAAGGGCUCUCCAGUUAGAAGAGUUACUUCAGAUUCUCAACAAGAUGAUAAGAUAAGCUCAGUGGAAGACAAUGUAGAAGACAGCAUGCAAGAUGACACAAAAUCCAAACCAAAAAAAAAGAAAAAGAAGGCUAAAACAGUUUCAGAUGAUAAUGAAGAAACUGAUGGUGAUGGUGUUCAUGAAGUAACAAGCCGAGAUAGUCCAGUUUAUCCCAAAUGUUUGCUUGAUGAUGAUCUUGUCCUGGGAGUUUACAUUCACCGCACUGAUCGACUUAAGUCCGAUUUUAUGAUUUCUCACCCAAUGGUAAAAAUUCAUGUGAUUGAUGAGAAUACUGGUCAAUAUGUCAAGAAAGAUGAUAGUGAACGGCCUGUUUCAUCUUACUAUGAAAAAGAGAGUGUGGAUUACAUUCUUCCUAUUAUGACCCAGCCAUAUGAUUUUAAACAAUUAAAAUCAAGACUUCCAGAGUGGGAAGAACAAAUUAUAUUUAAUGAAAAUUUCCCCUAUUUGCUUCGAGAUUUUGAUGAGAGCCCUAAAGUCAUCUUGUUUUUUGAGAUACUUGAUUUCUUAAGCAUGGAUGAAAUUAGGAAUAAUUCUGAAGUUCAAAACCAAGAAUGUGGCUUUCGGAAAAUCGCUUGGGCAUUUCUCAAGCUUCUUGGAGCCAAUGGAAAUGUAAACAUCAACUCAAAACUUCGUUUGCAGCUGUAUUACCCACCUACUAAGCCCCGAUUCCAAUUAAAUGUUGUUGAGGUUUUUGAAUGGUGGUCAAAAUAUCCAAGAAAUCGUUAUCCAUCAACAUUAUACGUAACUGUAAGAGGAUUGAAAGUUCCAGAAUGUAUAAAGCCAUCUUACCGUUCUGUGGUGGCUCUUCAGGAGGAGAAAGGUAAACCAGUGCACUGUGAACGACACCACGAGACCAGUUCAAUCGACGCAGAACCUGGACUAGAAGAUUCCAAAGAAGUAGUGAAGUGGACACGACUACCUGGGCAGGCUUGCCGUAUCCCAAACAAACACCUCUUCUCACUAAAUGCAGGAGAAAGAGGAUGUUUUUGUCUUGCUUUCUCUCAUAAUGGAAGAAUAUUAGCAACAGCCUGUGCCAGCCGGGAUGGAUAUCCAAUUAUCUUAUACGAAAUUCCUUCUGGGCGUUUCAUGAGAGAAUUGUGUGGCCACCUCAAUAUCAUUUAUGAUCUUUGCUGGUCAGACGAUGAUCACUAUAUCCUUACUGCAUCAUCUGAUGGCACUGCCAGGAUAUGGAAAAAUGAAAUAAAUAAUACCAAUACUUUCAGAGUUUUACCUCAUCCUUCUUUUGUUUACACGGCUAAAUUCCAUCCUGCUGUAAAAGAACUGGUGGUUACAGGCUGCUAUGAUUCUGUGAUACGGAUAUGGAAGAUUGAUAUGAGAGAGGAUCCUGCCAUAUUGAUCCGACAGUUUGACACGCACAGGAGUUUCAUCAACUCUCUCUGUUUUGAUAUUGAAGGUCAUCACAUGUAUUCAGGAGAUUGCACUGGGGUGAUUGUUGUUUGGAAUACCUAUGUCAAAGUUAAUGAUGUGCAACAUUCAGUGCGCCACUGGACUAUAAAUAAGGAAAUUAAAGAGAGUGAGUUUAAGGGAAUUCCCAUAAGUUAUUUGGAGGUUCAUCCCAAUGGAAAACGAUUGUUAAUCCAUACCAAAGACAGUACUUUGAGAAUUAUGGAUCUCCGAAUAUUAGCAGCAAGGAAAUUUGUAGGUGCAGCAAAUUAUCGGGAAAAGAUUCAUAGUACUUUGACACCAUGUGGGACUUUUCUUUUUGCUGGAAGUGAAGAUGGUAUAGUAUAUGUUUGGAACCCAGAAACAGGAGAACAAGUAGCAGUGUAUUCUGACCUGCCAUUCAAAUCACCCAUUCGAGACAUUUCUUAUCACCCACUUGAAAAUAUGGUUGCAUUUUGUGCAUUUGGGCAGAAUGAGCCAAUACUUCUUUAUAUUUAUGAUUUCCAUGUUGCCCAGCAAGAGGCUGAAAUGUUCAAGCGCUACAAUGGAACAUUUCCAUUACCUGGAAUACACCAAAGUCAAGAUGCUUUAUGCACCUGUCCUAAACUGCCUCAUCAAGGCUCUUUUCAGAUUGAUGACUAUGUCCACUCUGAACAUUCUUCAAUGAAGAUGCAGCAAGUGAAACAGAGACUCGAUUCUGUCACAGAGGUGAUACGAGCCUGUGCUGCAAAGAGAAAGACGCAGCGAAAGAGGGAACACAAACGGGGAGUGGGAGAGGGAGAAGCAGACUCCCUGCCGAGCAGGGAGCCCGAUGCGGGACUCGAUCCAGGGACUCCAGGAUCAUGACCUGAGCCGAAGGCAGUCGCUUAACCAACUGAGCCACCCAGGCGCCCUCAUUUUUUCUAUUAACAUUAUUUAAUCCUUGCCUACUAAGGAUUGUGUGUGUGUGUGUGUGCGCGCGCGUGCACACACGUGUGCUUGGGCUGCCCCCAAAGUAUGCUCCUAAAAGGCCUCUCAAGAGAAACACUUGACAAGGAGUAGGUCCUGCCCUGUAGAAGUCCUCAUCUAGAAAGAUAACUGGCAUGCUGGAGAGCAGAAAGAAGAGCACUGUGUGUAAGUAGUAACAGUGAGCAAGCAAGGGGAAACAGUGUUUGAUGGCCAGGUUGGAGAGGUGAUCAGGAGAUUAUGCAUGCCUGUUAGCCUGGAAGUGCAGGGGAGGCAUAAUUUCCUUUCUGUCCAAGGUUCUGUGGCUGGUCUAACAGUUAAAUUGACUUAAAAAUUAAUAAAAGAAAAAUAAUUAUGUACAUAUGGGAGCCCCACAAAGAAGGAGACUACAAAGCUGCCAGGCAGUUGAGGCUUUUCUACCAUCUUUACUGGAGGAAAGGGAUAGGGGUCUAGGGGUUCAAAGUGGGACAGCAGUUCAGGGGAAGGUGAGAGGAGGAACUGUUUGGUAAACAAAGGCUUCCCCUCCACUGAGGUGAAAAGUUCUCUCUGGACACAGCUCUCUUCCUAGUAGAGGCCCCUUUUCUAAUGUAAAUUUCCCUUAUUAAAGGGCAGCUUCUAUACCUGUUUUCAGAGCUUCUCCAGUAUCUGCAGUUUCUCAAAAUAAUCCUUAUGCCAGAGAGGCAUAUUUGAGGGUGACAUGUUCUGCUAAACCUUCAGUAAAGACUUAGAUAUUGUUUCAAUCAGAGAAGCAGUGAUGGAGGUAUUAAGCUGGGGAGAAUGUGAGAAUAGAUUUUAAAAGGGGAGCAAUCCAAGAGGAGUUGGUAGCCUGGACUAAGGAUAGUGUAAAAGAUAAAUGGAUACCUAUUAAAAAUUUUAAUAAAUAAGUUUAUUUGAGCAAAAAUUUAUUUGAAUGGCAUAGUCCCAAACUGGAAGUGGUUAGAAGUGCUCCACUGGCAGGAACUGAAGAAAGACUUUUCUAGAGAAAAGGCUGAAGCAAAGCAAGGAGAUUAUAAAUUGACUCUAGUUUAAAGCCUAAUCGGCUGUUGGUGAUUGGUUGUCCUUAGGUUUCGAUUUUGUAACCUUGAGGUGUUUACAGUCUUAGAUUUGGGCUUGCUUCUGUAGGCUGUAAGCUCAGCCGCCAUGGCAUUAGAACUGUGUCAGACUCAUGGCCUCAUGUUUAACAGUGGCAGUAACGAAGAUGCAGGCAGUGGACACAUUUGCGAUGUAUUUUGGAAGUAGAUGUAACACAGCUCGGUGAUGCAUUGGAUGUGGUGUAAGUGAAGGAAUGCAAAGUCGGUGUCCCUUCCAGCAGGUGUACAGAUGCUGGCAGUGGCAGGAGGUAAUGAGAUGAGGAAUGCUGGAGUGGGGGUAGCAAUUUUUAGGAGUGGAGUUUUGAAUAGGGAUAUAGUUGUAUACUAGGCAAUUGGAUUUCUGAGUCUUGAGUGCAGGGAGUAAGUCAGGGCUGGUGUUCUCUAUUUUUAAUCUGUGAAAUUGAGUAAGAUCAGCUGGGGAGAGACAGCUAAAUACCUGAGGCACUCGGCCAGGAAAAGGGGAUGUCAGGGAAGCCUGGGGGAGAGUAUUUCAAGAAAGAGGAGUGGUAAACUGUCACAUGCUACUGAGAGAAUGAGUAAAAGAGGAUAGAAAAUUGAGGAUUGUAUUUAGCUAGGUGUCCUUUGGUUACCUUGAUGAAAACCAUUUAAGUGGCACAGUUGAAGUGCGUUGAGGACAAAAUGGAAGCCCAUAAGUUUUGACCGGGGAGCAGAGAAACAGGACCUGAAGAGGAAUCUCAGAUGGACAGUAUUAAAGCAUACUUAUUUGCUGAUUGGAAUAAUCCAGUGGAGAUGGAGAAGUGGGUAAUGUACCAUGGAGGUGGUAAUUGCAGGACUCAAGUCCUUGAAAAAGUGAAAGAAGUUGUAGUCCUGAAUACUAAUGGAGACACUGGCCUUAAGAGAAGGGAUUUUUCACCCCUUCUGAUAGGCAUAUAGGUAGAAACUGGGUAGAUGCUUAGAUACAGAUGUGAUGAUGGGAAGCUGAGAGUUCUCAUCUGAUUGCUCCAAGACAGUAAUUGGUAUUAGAAGUCUUGCAUUGCUCUGAAUUGUUAUAGCCCUAAAAUAUCUUCAUAUGAAUUUAUAAUUUACAAAUUUCCUCGCUCUUUCCUUUGCUUGGGGUUGGAUUGAAGCCUAUCAGAAAUGGUAUUACCUGGAGUCUAUUUUCAUUAAGCUUUGUAUUCCUCACAAAUGGAAUUAAUUUGUUUUUCUCAUGUUCCCAAACAUAUUUAUAUUCAUUUAUAUUCAUACCUGGCAUCAUAAUUGGUCCCAUUCUUCCUUAAAUGAUAAUUAGUUCUGCCUGUCUUUUCCAGAAUUAAAUUAUGAAUUCCCUCAAGGAGAAACAUCUCUGUCUUUCUGCUUUCUCUCCUUCCUUCCUUCCUUCCUUCCUUCCUUUCUUCCUUCCUUCCUUCCUUCCUUCCUUCCUUUUCGUCCCUGUUUUCCCUCCUUUCCUUCUUUCCCAGCUUUAUGUAGUAUUGACUCCACCUCUGAUCUUAUAUUUCUGAAUUUCUACAUUCCUCUGCAGCUUAACGCCAUGGAAUUCUAUUUGUUUUUUUUAAUUAUUAAUAUCCCCUACCCUAGAUGAAUAUAAAGGCAGCCACGCUAAAGUUUAUUGAAUUAUAUUUAGUAGAACAAUGCUAUAAAGGUAAGGUAAUAACUAAAUUAUAGUUAAAUAUAUCCUAGAACAUAUUAUUCACUGAAAGGUAAAAAAAAUUAAAAAAUAGAUAAUUCAGAGAAGAUAAUUUUUUAAUCUCCUAAAAAAAGUUUGGAUAUUUGAGAUUUUGAGAUUUGAGAUUUGAAUAGAAUACCGGUUUGCAGUUUUUUGGAGAGUUUCUUUUUGAUAAUUUUUAAUUUGUUUUUAAUGCUCGUAAUUAUUUCUUCAUGUCAUUUCAAAACUGUAUAAAAGCAAAUCAAGUGUUGUUAUUUUGACAAUAUUUGGGAGACUGGCUUGACUGUAGGAGGGUACAGGCCACAGUAGGCCACUGAAAUUAUGGAAUUUCAUUCCUGGAAAUUUUAGAAAACAGGAAAAACUGCUUGUGAUAGGAAAAGCCAAUUUUUCCCCCAUGUGUCUCCUUUACUCUUGCACUACUAUCAGUACUCGAAAUACUUCUGGCACCAGAUGUGCUGUGGUUUUUCCCACACCAAGCAGCUCUCUGCAAUACCAGCUGGGUGUCCCACAAUUUGACUCCGUUGUGACACUGUCUACCUGGGGAUGGCGGCAGAUUGGCAGAUCCCACAGGUUAAGGACUCAAUCCCACAAGACUUCACCUGCCCCCCUCCCCCAACCUCUACCAUUUCCGAUGCCAGUUGCAGGUCCAGGUUGUUACCUGUGUUUCUGACCAAUCAGGUAUAAAUAGAAGGUUUCCCAUGACAAUUCCUCAGGCUCAGUUCACUGGAGCAGCUCACUAAGAACUCGGGAGAACAGUUUACUAUUUGCCAGUUUAUUAUAAAGGAUACAGAUGAACAUCCAGAUGGAGAGCUGCACAGGGCAGAGUAUGUGGGGAGGGGCCUGGAACUUCCAUGCCCUCUGCAGGCACACCACUCUCCCGGCAUUCCCACGUGCCACCAGCCAGGAAGCUCUCCAGACCCCAUACGGCCGGUAGUUUUAUGGAGAUUUCUUCAGGUAGGCAUGAUCAGUUAUAAUUUCAUUUCUAGCCCCUCUCCGCUCUCUGGAAAAUGAGGGAUGGGCUACAAAUUCCAAGCUUCUAAUCAUGGCGUGGUCUUUCUGGAGAGCAGCUCUCAUCCCAGAACACACCAAGAGUCACUUCAGGAGAACAAAAGACAUUUCUUUCACCCAGGAAAUUCCAAGGUAUGUUAAGAGCUCAGUGUCUGGAACCAGAGUCAAAGACCAAAUAUUAGAACAAAAGAUCCUCCUAGUACUUCACUUAGGAAAUUACAGGGUUUUAGGAGAUCUGUGCCAGGAACUGGAGCUAGAAACCAAUAUAUUUUUUUCUAUUAUUUCACACACUAAUUUCUAGAUGUAAAUUUGAGUAUUAAACCAUGUAAUUUAAUGUGUUCCUUACAUUUAAGCCCUUCUCUAAUUUUUAUCAUUAAAAAGUUAGAUUUGGGAAGUCUGAAAAACAAAAAGAUUUAAAAAAAUAGUCCAGGGGCGCCUGGGUGGCUCAGUCGUUAAGCGCCUGCCUUCAGCUCAGGUCAUGAUCCCAGAGUCCUGGGAUCGAGCACCGCAUCGGGCUCCCUGCUCAGCAGAGAGCCUGCUUCUCCCUCUCUCUCUGCCUGCCUCUCUGCCUACUUGUGCUCUCUCUGUCUCUCUGUCAAAUAAAUAAAAUCUUUAAAAAAAAAAUAGAGAAUCCAGAGAAGAUAAUUUUUUUAAUCUCCUAAAACAAGUUUGGAUAUUUUUAUCAUGAAGAGGUAAAAAGUAAGUUGAGAUUUGAAUAGAAUAGUGGUUCAACAACAAACACCACCUUAACUUUGGGCAAGAUUUUAAACAUACUCCUUUCACGUGUAUAUUAAUUCAUUUGACCUCUAUGCAGUUCUUAUUAGUGCUAUAUGAGUUAUAUACUAAAGAAAGAUGAACAAAAACUGGUUCUUCACUGUCAAGGAGAUUAUAGUCUGGUGCAUGGAGAUUAACCAAAUAGAUAAGCACACUGAAAUGUUACCAGUGUUGUGAUAAUAGAAGAUAGAGGAUACAAGGCAUAGUGGGGAGAGAAAGGAGGGAGACGUAAGUUCUCCUGGGAGAAUCUGAAAGGCUUUUCACACAUGAUGUAAUACUUGAGCUAAAGCUUGAAAAAGGAGUUGGCAUCCACCAGGAAGAUGGAGCCAAAAGGAAAGCCCAUUCCUGGAAAUGAAGCAGUAAGACCUAAGUCACAGGUUCAUGAAACAACCUGGACAGUCUGCAGAGCUACACAUAUUUUGUUGUAGCUGGAAAGUAGGAAAAGGAGCGAUAAGGUUGGAGAGCGAGGUAGUUAUUAGAAUAUAGAAAGCUUUGUAUGCCAGGCUAAAAACUAUGGACUUUAUCUAAUGGAACGGCUGAUGCUGGGUUUUAACAAGAAAUGUUACUCAGUAAAACUAGCAUUUUAGAAAGAGCUUGUUAGCCGUGUAGAAGAAUUAGAGAAACAGGAAAUAGGGAAAACAAAUCAGGGGACGAUUGCAGUAGUUUGCAAGCAGAGAGGAAGGCCUGACCCACAGCACUGACUGGAGAAAGAGUGGGACCAGAUGUCAGAGCAUUUAAUUGACUUAGUGACUAAUUCUCUGUGGAGGGUGAGAUGGCAAUGUAGGAUUCCCACCUUUCUGGCCGGGGCAACUAGGUGGAUAGAGAGAGCUUUCCCUGAGGAAGUAAAUAGUUGAAGAGAAGUUAGUUUAGUCUUGAACCUAGUGAUUGGAAGAGUUUUGGAUUUAAGAAACGUCUUGUGAUGAGCACUGGGUGUUAUUGAACACUACAUCAGAAACUACUGAUAUAUGUUGGCUAACAACAUAAAAAUUAAAAAAAAAAAAAGUCAGCAUAGAUGGCAGAUGAAGUGAUGCAAACAAACGUUACUGCCCAGGGGAACCACACAGAGUGAGGGAAGAGAGGGUCCAGUGGGUCUAACAAACAACCCUGAUAAGCAGUGGCAGGAUAAACCAACAAAUAGUUUUCCAGAAACAAGAGGGAGUGAUGGGCAGUGUUAGAGAUCGCAACCGCUUAAAUGAAUCUGCUAACUGACCAUUUGAAGUCUUGGGUGUGGUGACUUUAAUUUCAAAUUUAGUCUUCUGGUGGAGAAAAGCAUAGUUGUAUUUGGUUGAAAUUGAAUGGUUAAGUUAUAUGGAUAGCAGUUACGUGCUGUUUUUCAAGGAGUUUAGCUUUCAGUGAAGCUUAAGGAAAUUAUGGAAUCGUUGUGAGAAUUUUUGAUUGUUUGCUAUUUGUUUUUAUACUGAAGUAGAAAGAUCUCUGCUUAUAUACUAUAGGGAAACAGCCAAUAGAGCAUUUGAAAGUAGAAUUUGGAAGCACUUUAGGUAUUCCCAAGGGAACAGAUGGAGGGAUUAAUCUUGAACAGAAGGACACUAGAAGAAAAGAGGUUGAGGGUGGAUGCAAGAGGUAUAUUCUUUCAUAGGUUUGAAAAUGAAGAUUUCAGAGGGCUGAAGACCAAAUUUUCUCUGUGAAGUAAGGAAAUAUAUUAAGAAAAGAGGCAAAGGUUUGGAGAAAACCAAAAUAUAUUGAGGUUAAAUUGACUUUGACUAAGGCAUGUUGUUGGAUAGGUGGUUUGAACCAGCACCAAAUCUUAAUUUUAAGCUUUGCACAGGGAAUCCUGUUAAUCAUCUUUGCACUACCAGUCCUUGGUAUAUAUAUCAGAGGCUCAAAAAGUCUGGAUUAAGUGCUGCAAAAUAAAACUUCGUUAUAACUGAUUCAAAUUGGAAUUCUGGUUUUUUAGUUCAUGUAGCAGUGAUGAACUGACUUGGGGGAGAUUUUCUGGCACCUCACCCCACUGUAGAAAUUUCUCUUCCAAUAGGAAGUGUGUUUCUUCCUAAUCCCUCACGUCACUGUAGUAAUUUAUAAGGAAAAUAUAUAGAGACGCAGAGCUCAUGUUUGAAUUUCUCUUUAUGAUACCAUAGGCUACUCAUUUGUUAGGUUUUACUUACCUAGAAAUCACAGGAACUUAAGCUGCUUUAAAUUUAUGGUACGAGAAUGUUGAUACCUGGCUUCAGUUGCCCUGAAUCUCUGGCUCAAGUUUUCUGUUUCACUUGUUCUUUAAUUAUUGGGAUUCUAAUUUUUAUAACAGAAGUUUGAUUUGCAACAGAAUGUUUCCUGGGCAUUGGGGGUUUUUUUGCAACCAGAACCAUCUUCAAAUUGAAGUAUUAUCUGCAUUGUUGUUCAAUUUUAAUGGAAAAAAAUAGCCUUCUGGAGGAGGGAGGGAGACAAAUUUACAAACAUAAGUAUAUAGACAGUAUUAUCAUCUUUCAGGUUAUAAUUUAAAACCAAUUUGAGAUGUCUUCACAGCUUGAAAUUUUAAAAACAAUUCUACUUUAGGUGAAUGUAGCAUAUAAUCUAAAAUCAGCGAAGAUGAUUAGGCUUGCAAAUGUAUAUGAAAAUGAAUGUUAUAUAUCUCCCAAAGGUUUCAUAGUUUAGCUAACCACUAAAAAAGAAACUAAUUGUUAGCUUGUUCAGUGUUGUGCACUCAGUUUUAGAUCCAGUGACUUUUUUAAUAUGAAAAUAAACCUUCUCAAAAAAAAAAAAUUAACCCUCUCUUAGGGAAUUAGAAUUUGUGUAUUUUGUACAAAGCUGCUUCUGCUCUGAAAGAGUAGGCAAAAACAUUUUUGUGAUUAACGUGACACGAAGUUCAGGUGAUACUUUUUCUUUUUUUCUAUUAUGAAUUUCAUUAAAUUUGUAUGCUUUUCAUUUUCCCCAGUUUGGAGGUAUUAAACUGACUUUGGCAGACUGUGGUUUUUGCAUGAAGCAAGCAGAAGAAUGUGUUGUGAAAAGAGGGCAGAUUCGUGUAGGGUAGACUAUCUUAGCCAACCUCUCUGUUGUUGUAAAAUUAUUAAGCAAUUCUUUUCCACAGCAUGUAUUUCAAAAAUAGAUAUUGCUUCACUCUGUUUAAUGGUUAUUAUUAUUUUUCCCCCUCUAAGUAAAGUAGUGCAUAUGUAUAGGCUAGCUCUGAAAAUACUUUGAGUGCUAAUUUCAAAUCACUAUAAUAAUUAACAACUGUCCAAGACCUUUGAAAUCUGUGUGUUGUCACUUACCACUUCAUAGAUAUUAGUCUCUCAAGAAAUGUGUCAAGAAAGAGCAGAGUUUUAAAAAUGCUUAGAAAAAAACUGUGAAGUCUUUCUGUUUGAGCAGAGACAUUUAAGUAUCCUAUUCUAGCUUUCCUGGUGGUGUUUUUGGUUUUAGCACAAGUAAACAUCUGAAGAGGAAGAUUGAAAAGCCGUGUGUGUGUGUGUGUGUGUCCAAAGCCUAUUGUGUGUGUGUGUGUGUCGUUUGUGUGUGUGUGUGUGUGUCCUAUUCUAGCUUUCCUGGUGGUGUUUUUGGGUUUAGCACAAGUAAACAUCUGAAGAGGAAGACUGAAAAGCCUAUUGUGUGUGUGUGUGUCCAAAGCCUAUUGUGUGUGUGUGUCCAAAGCCUAUUGUGCGUGUGUGUGUCCAAAGCCUAUUGUGUGUGUGUCGUGUGUGUUUGUGUCGUUGUGUGUGUGUGUCGUGUGUGUGUGUGUCCCAUCCCCAACAUAGUGUGUGUGUGUGUGUGUCGUUGUGUGUGUGUGUGUGUGUGUCCUAUUCUAGCUUUCCUGGUGGUGUUUUUGGGUUUAGCACAAGUAAACAUCUGAAGAGGAAGACUGAAAAGCCUAUUGUGUGUGUGUGUGUGUGUCCAAAGCCUAUUGUGUGUGUGUGUCCAAAGCCUAUUGUGUGUGUGUCCAAAGCCUAUUGUGUGUGUGUGUCGUGUGUGUGUGUCGUUGUGUGUGUGUCGUGUGUGUCGUGUGUGUGUGUCGUUGUGUGUGUCGUGUGUGUGUCGUGUGUGUGUGUCAUUGUGUGUAUGUAUGUGUGUGUCCCAUCCCCAACAUUGUGUGUGUGUGUGUGUCGUUGUGUGUGUGUGUGUGUGUGUCCCAUCCCCAGCAUACACCUGUUCUUUUGCACCAGGUUUCAAAAUGCAGAUGAUUGUUUGACAUGUAGGAUAAAAAUUUUUAAGAACACAGAAGUAAAACUGAAAAUGAUUCUAAAAAGAGAAGUGGAUUAGAUUGUUAAGGGAUAAAUAUAUCAUUGUAUAUAGUACUUCCAUUUAAAAGCAUAGCACUCUGAAAUAUGUACUGCAUCAUCAUGUUAAAUUACAUGUUCCUAAUUACUCUGACUUCUAGUGAUGUUAAUAAUAGUAACUAAUAUUUCUAUAGAACUUUAUUUGUGUAGUAGCCUAUGGCUUCCCUUUGCCAACAUAUUAAGUAGAUUUUUUACUUAAUACGUUAUUUAGUGCUUUAUGUAUUCGCAUAUGCGAAUGGCACUUUAUGAUACCAGUCAUCUUUAUUGUUCCUCCAGCACAUUCCCAUUGAAGCAUACCUACUUUUUAAAAUUUUUAUUAUCUGCGCUUAAAGGUGGAAAUAAAGCUCAAAGAUAUGAGAUGAUUUCGUUGUUACUUUAGGUAUUGUAUUAAUAUAAAUAGUCACCAUUAAUUUUGGUCAGUGUUUAAUAAUGGAUUCUGAUAGAAUUUUUAAAGCUAGAUAGUUUUUUUAGCACUGGUGUGGUAUUUGAUCCCAUCUAACUACUUUGAAAAAUAUUUGUUUUUUAUAAAAUGAUAUCACAACAGUUUACCAGCUUUAGAACUAUAUUGUCAUAUGGUCUUAAUGAAUGGACUUUUUCACCAAAUAUGUAAAAGCCCUUUGCUUUAAGAGAAAAAGCUUAAUCUAAGAUACACCAUUUACUGUCACUGUUUGAAAGAAGAGAAGCAUUUACAAACGUUAUGUAAAUGAUGAGUCAGAUAAAGGACAUGUAAUAACCACAGUCCACUACUAUGUAGAGCACCAAAAGGGAAUCUUUAAAUGCUAAUACAGUGGUAGUCCUGAGUGGUUUCGAUUAUUCUUUAAAAAGAGAGAAGGCAGCUAUUUUCAUAUAUUAGUAUAUAUAUGCCAUAAACUAUCCUUUAACAGUUGGCAAGUCACAGAUUACAUUUUGCAGUAAAUUAGAAAUUCAAACUUCCAAAUUUUUCAGAAUUAGAUCACAUUUUAUCAUGAUUUCUGAAGAUGAAGAUAUUUCAAAAAAUAAUAAAUAUAUAAUGAAUAAUUUAAUAAUUGAACAAGAGACUAGAU
Molecule: messenger RNA, 13243 nt
Organism: Mirounga angustirostris (Northern elephant seal)
Lineage: Eukaryota; Metazoa; Chordata; Mammalia; Carnivora; Phocidae
Gene: AHI1
Product: Abelson helper integration site 1
Exons: 21
Coding region: 349-3381 (1010 amino acids)
Biological process (GO): motile cilium assembly
Cellular component (GO): ciliary basal body
Molecular function (GO): protein binding
Source: RefSeq, a predicted model, not a curated record